Nerophis lumbriciformis (worm pipefish) is the source of this 935-nucleotide messenger RNA. The record is from RefSeq and is a predicted model, not a curated record. NCBI's taxonomy places the organism in Eukaryota, Metazoa, Chordata, Actinopteri, Syngnathiformes, Syngnathidae.
AGCGGGUGUCAGCGGGGAGUCAUGAAGAGGAGUGGCACACCAGUGUGGGACAGAAGGAGCUACAGGCCCCCUCCCACAUUAAAGAGGAGCAGCUUCAUGAUGAAGAUGAAGCUCAGUCCUUACAGCUUCAUCACAGUCAAAGUGAGGAGAACAGAGGGGCAGAGCUUGUAAGUCAACACAUCACAGAAGAUGAUGGAGAGCAUUGUGAAGAUAUCAAGUCAGAACCAGACAGCAUCUUUGCUCCACUGUCAGACAUGGACCACAUGAUGUCACACUCUUCUGAUCACAGUGACCACAUCCAAAAACCUUUGGAGAGUAAAAAUGACUCUAAAGGUGAUACGAGACAUCACACUAACAACAAACACUUUGACUGCUCUGAAUGUGGGAAAUCAUUUAGACUGAAGAGUGACUGUACAAGACACAUGAGAACACAUACUGGAGAGAAACCUUUUACUUGCUCUGUUUGUAAGAAGAGUUUCUCCAGAAAGGGUGUCAUGACCAGACACAUGAGGAGGACACACACUGGAGAGAAACCUUUUGCCUGCUCAGCUUGUGCUAAAAGAUUCAACACUAAGUAUGCAAUGACCUCACACAUGAGAACACACACAGGUGAGAAACCUUUUACUUGCUCUGUUUGUAAGAAGAGUUUCUCCAGAAAAUGUAUCAUGACCACACACAUGAGACUACACACUGGAGAGAAACCUUUUGCUUGCUCAUCUUGUGCUAAAACAUUCAUCACUAAGAAGGAAAUUAUAUUGCACCUGAGAACACACCUACGUGAGAAACUUUUAACUUGCUCUGUUUGUAAGAAGAGUUUCUCCAGAAAGGGUAUCAUGACCACACACAUGAGAACACACACUGGAGAGAAACCUUUUGCUUGCUCAGCUUGUGCUAAAAGAUUCAACAGUGAGAAAUACAUGAUAUUGCACAUGAGA